This is a messenger RNA of Musa acuminata subsp. malaccensis (wild Malaysian banana), 1653 nucleotides long. RefSeq names its product shaggy-related protein kinase alpha. Gene Ontology annotation, cellular component: cytoplasm. Gene Ontology annotation, molecular function: protein serine/threonine kinase activity; ATP binding. Lineage: Eukaryota; Viridiplantae; Streptophyta; Magnoliopsida; Zingiberales; Musaceae. The record is from RefSeq and is a predicted model, not a curated record. Gene Ontology annotation, biological process: signal transduction; protein phosphorylation.
ACAGUGAAGGAGAUUAAAACCCUCGAUUCCUGUUCUCCGUCUUGCCAUCGCAGUGGAGGAGGGAAGGAGGAAGGGGGCGAGUUGGGGUUUGGCCUUUUUUCACGUGUUUGAUGUUGUUGGUUGCGGUCGAUCGGGCCGGCGAAUUUGGAGACGAAGGUAUACGAUAGCUAUUUUCGGAGAAAGGUGCUAGGGUACAUUGAAAUUGGACUCUCCUUAAUUUGUAUCACACAUAAAUGGCUUCAGUGAGCUUGGUGCCCCCUUCAAGGUUGAAAAUCACCAGUAGCACUAGUGUUGGCAUGGACAGGUUGCCUGAUGAGAUGAGUGAUAUGAAAAUAAGGGAUGAUAAGGAAGUGGAAGCAACAGUGAUUGAUGGGAAUGGGACAGAAACAGGUCAUAUAAUUGUUACUACUGUCAAUGGGAUAAAUGGACAACCAAAGCAGACAGUAAGCUACAUGGCUGAGCGUGUUGUAGGACAUGGAUCAUUUGGAAUUGUUUUUCAGGCCAAAUGUCUAGAGACAGGUGAAACCGUAGCUAUAAAGAAGGUUCUUCAAGAUAAGAGGUACAAAAACCGUGAGCUGCAAACCAUGCGCCUUCUUGACCAUCCAAAUGUUGUCUGUCUGAAGCAUUGCUUCUUUUCAACAACUGAGAAGGAUGAAUUGUAUCUCAAUUUGGUACUUGAAUAUGUACCGGAGACAGUUCAUCGUGUUAUCAAACACUACAACAAGAUGAACCAACGUAUGCCGCUAAUAUAUGUGAAGCUGUACAUGUACCAGAUAUGUAGAGCGUUGGCAUACAUACAUGGUAGUAUUGGAGUGUGCCACAGAGAUAUUAAGCCCCAAAAUCUUCUGGUUAACCCACAUACUCAUCAAUUGAAAUUAUGUGACUUUGGGAGUGCAAAAGUGUUGGUGAAAGGGGAACCAAAUAUAUCAUACAUCUGUUCCAGAUACUAUAGAGCUCCUGAGCUUAUUUUUGGGGCAACUGAAUAUACUUCAGCAAUUGACAUCUGGUCUGCUGGUUGCGUUCUUGCUGAACUUCUGCUAGGACAGCCUCUCUUUCCUGGUGAAAGUGGAGUUGACCAGCUGGUUGAAAUAAUUAAGGUUUUAGGUACCCCCACAAGAGAAGAAAUUAAAUGCAUGAACCCAAAUUACACCGAGUUUAAGUUCCCCCAAAUUAAAGCUCACCCUUGGCACAAGAUCUUCCAUAAGCGAAUGCCUCCUGAAGCUGUUGAUCUCGUAUCUAGGCUUUUACAGUACUCUCCAAAUCUGCGAUGCACUGCUUUAGAAGCACUAAUUCAUCCAUUUUUCGAUGAGCUUCGAGAUUCGGAUACUCGGCUGCCAAAUGGCCGUUUUCUGCCUCCUCUUUUUAAUUUCAAGCCUCAUGAGUUGAAGGGAGUGCCGAUGGAGAUAGUAGCGAAGUUGAUACCAGAGCAUGCUAGAAAGCAGUGUGCUUUCUUAGGAUUAUAAGUUGUUGAUAGGAUGAUUACCUGAGGAAAGUUGCAUGCAUCUAACCUAGUAAAGAGAGGUAUUUCCAAGUGAGAUUAGUGAGUUGACGGAGCAGGUGAUCUAAAGAAAACUGUGCUGUUUUCAUGUGUAUUAUGGUCACUCCCUUGUCCUCGGUCUAAAAGAUGGUUUUCCGUUCUCCAAAAACCUCGAU